Messenger RNA from Coregonus sp. 'balchen', 2954 nucleotides. NCBI's taxonomy places the organism in Eukaryota, Metazoa, Chordata, Actinopteri, Salmoniformes, Salmonidae. The record is from the annotation of a GenBank genome assembly.
GUUUCAACACGGACCUGUAGGAGGAGUAGACUAGACGAGAAAUACUGCAUGAUUCGUUUACUUCCUCGUUUAGUGUGCAAUGCGAUAGUGUCAAAAGUUACGUCUCCAGCUCGUGAACAUUUUCAAGAUUUUAACGGCAACUAAGGUAAGGCAGUAUUAAGAUGCGAAUCUUAAUAUUGUGGAGACAAAUAUAGGGAAAGCAGUAAUUCAUAAUGAAUUAAAAGGUGUGUGAGCGUGAUCUCGGAAUUUAGGCCUAUUGAUGAGAUGCUACAUGUAUCCUAGGAGUGUCAUAUAGCAUAAACAUAUCCGGUAAUUCUGAUAGUAUUGCUCAGUCGAUAUUAGGCUAUAGUCCGUCUGAUUGAACUCGCAUGUGCGUAUUGCGUUCGGGCUUCAAGUUGAAUUGGUUCUUAUUACAGGAUUAAUGUAGCACUGUCUCUUUAAGAAGAAUACCUCAUAUUGUCCAGGAAGUUGUCAUGUAAUUGGAGGACGGCGCUCGUUGUUUGUAUCCGAUAGGUCGAAGGUAAUCAGUAUACUGUUACUUUGUAGCCGAGUGUUGCAAUUCUCUUACUUUACCUAAUCUAUAUCUUUCCUCCAUGAUUUCAAUCAUGAACAGGGUGCAACUGAAACGCUCAAAAAUCCUGAGAAUGGCUCUCGCAGGUUCGGACUCCAUGGAUGAAGGAAAAGGCGAGACGUUUUUACUUAGAUCCUUAAAAAUAGCUGGUGUGGUGGCACUUUAUUGGUUCAUUUCAAUAACCAUGGUGUUCUUAAAUAACUACUUACUAGACAGUAAAGAUUUGGACGCACCGCUGUUUGUGACAUUUUACCAGUGCCUUGUGACUGUCGGACUGUGCUAUGGCAUGCACUUGCUAUCCCAAUUGUGUCCAGGUGUCAUCGACUUCCCCUCCGUCAAGUUCGAUCUAAAGAUAUCCCGGGAGGUUCUACCCCUGUCCAUCGUGUUCAUUGGAAUGAUAACCUUCAACAACCUGUGCCUAAAGCAUGUAGGGGUGGCCUUCUACACUGUCGGCAGGUCGCUUAGCACGGUCUUCAACGUUCUACUCUCCUACAUGAUCCUCAAGCAGACCACGUCCUUCUACGCCAUCCUGUGUUGUGGAGUCAUUCUAGGUAGGUGGUUAUAAUAACUAACCCAUAUCUGGCCUAAGGCAAGUAUUUCGACUUUCUAGAAAGUUCUCAUGUCUAAGGCACAUACCCAAGACAGGCUGGUUAGACGACCCCUUUCCUUCCAGGUAGCCUAUAAUAAGUAACCUCACGCUUCUAUAUAAUUGCACCACGGGAUAAUACAUUCCUACAUGGGCCACACCUGUAUUGGCCAUAUAUUGAACAUAAUGUAAACUGCAAAUGAAUGAUAAAUUGCUAUAAAUGUUAACGCUUCUUUCUUUGUCUCUCCCUCCCAUCAGGUGGAUUCUGGUUGGGUGUGGACCAGGAAGGUGUGGCGGGCUCCCUGUCGUGGACUGGCGUGUUUUUCGGCGUGCUGGCCAGCGCCUGCGUCUCCCUCAACGCCAUCUUCACUAAGCGGGCGAUGCCGGCGGUAGACGGAAACAUCUGGAAGCUCUCCUUCUACAACAACAUCAACGCCUGCAUCCUCUUCGUCCCGCUCAUCCUCGUCUUCGGCGAGGUCGGCCACGUCGCCCAUUUCAGCCGCCUGGGCGACCCCACGUUCUGGGGCAUGAUGACACUGGGCGGCGUGUUCGGUUUCGCCAUCGGCUACGUGACGGGCCUCCAAAUCAAGUUCACGAGUCCGCUGACUCACAACGUGUCGGGGACGGCCAAGGCCUGCGCUCAGACGGUCAUCGCUGUGGUCUAUAACCAGUCCAGUAAAAGUUUCCUGUGGUGGACCAGUAACCUGAUGGUCCUUGGUGGGUCUUCUGCCUACACCUGGGUCAAAGGGAUGGAGAUGAAGAAGGUCCAGAUUCCCCAGGAGGAGGACAAAGAGAAACUGCUGGAGGAGAAGCGCGAUGCGGGGGUGUAGCAGGACUAGGAUGACCUUCCGCCGUGGUGGUGGUGGCCCGCUGGUGACCGAAGACAAUGUAAACACUAAGACCUAACCACAGAGUUGUGUUUCUACAGCGACGCUAUUUUGGAACAGUUGGGCUGUCAAUCUAAAUGAAUGUUACUGUAGUCAGUAGCACAAACAGAGGUGUGGGAAGGAUACAGGGUUGUUUUGUUACUGAAUGGGCCCUUAUUGUUUUAUAAAAUGGUGGUAAUUUCCUUGGAAGGUUAUUUUGUCCAAUCCUUUUAUUUGUUAUUUAUUUAGAUUAUUCAGUGGAUUAUUCAAUAGAUUUAUUCAGUGGAUUAUUCAGUGGGUUAUUCAGUUGAUUUAUUCUGUGGGGUAUAACCUAAAUCAUUAGUCUCUGCUUUCAGAACAGCAGAACUUAUUUUGUUAAUUAUUCACAUGCCAUGUCUGUAGGAUGGUAUCUAAAUAAAGUGACUUUCCUGUUAGCCUAUAUGUGGCAUCAGGAAUGUGAUGCAACACUGCAAUAUGACACAGCGAAAGACAGUUUUAUGACAAGUGGGGCUCUUGUGUUGGUUAUACAGUUUGCAUAUGGACGAUGGAGACUGACUGUAAGGCUUCAAUAGCUCACCUUUGUUAAUAAGUGAUUAAGCCAGUGCUGGUUUGAUGGAACAGCUUUAAGGUGUCAGUCACGUUAUGUCUUUGAAGCAGUGACACUGUGGGUGAUAAGUGAAAACCGUCAAAGGGAUGGCCGGUUCUCUCUCGCUUCAGUAGGAGCACUGCAUUUGGAAUAAUUGACAACAAAAUGAUGAUGUAAUCUGAACUGUUUUAUGACCUGAGAUGGAGAAGUUCUAUGACUGUUUCAGUGUGUGUGUGUGUGUUUUGUCUUCAAAGAAACUGAUCAUAGAAGGAAUGUGAAAGAUCAUUUAUUUGGUGAUGUCUUGUGUGUGUCAUGAAACUUUAAUAAUAAUAAUAAUAUGCCAUU